AUGUGUUUGAAAUAUUUCUUUAAUUAUCUCUACAAGCAAAUCCAUGCUUACAAUCUUUUCGCGACUGAAGCGGAUAUCGGUAACGAUAACGACAACAAUCAAUUAGAACAAUCAACAACUAUUCUUCAACAUCAAAAGUAUUCAACUUGGUUAUAUGUUUUACUUGUGCUCACUUCGCUCUACAUCAUCUUUUACAUCGCUUUAUUACAGCCGCAUCCACAAAAAAUUGCUGUUCUUCAUCUCACUCCAAAUGCCGUUGAACAACUUCGAUUGAAGCAUUCUUCAACUCUGACAUGUCCAUGUACAAAAGCUAACAUACCCUAUAAAACAUUCGUUACCACUGUCAUUACAUUACAUCCUAUUUGCUCAAGUAUUUUUGUCACUGAUCAAUGGAUUCGAGCAUUUUAUAUUAAUAAUACUAAACAAUAUCAUUAUCUGAGUUUCCAGAGGACAGCUUAUGCUCAAUUCAAACUUCUGGCGAAUCUAUGUACCUUCUGUAAUAAUAUAAAGGAGCAACAUCAAAUUGAUUUACGCAAUCGAGAACUUGUUAGUGUCGAACUUUUGUCCGAGAAACAAUUGCACACUCAAAUAAAAUCUAUCGUUGAAUACUCCAAGCAUAGCACAGCUACGCGAAUUAUUUCAUAUAUAGACUAUCUUAGAACUACAACCCGUACGAAUCGCUUUAUGUUAAUGUCGGAGACUAAUGCGCAUGUUGAUUCUUCUCAUACUACAGAUUCACCGGAACAAAAGUAUGUUUUUACCGCACUUUGGAAUUUACUUCUGGAGAUAGCUCCGACGGGCGAUUCUACAUGUUAUGGAAUGAAUAAACAUCCGUUGUUCGAAUCAAUACUAACGGCACUGACUGGGCAUGCGAUACAUUGGAACGUAACAAACUAUAUUCUCCCUGUACAAGAACAAAAUAAUACUGUGUAUGAUUAUUUACGCCAAAUUUUUAUUAAUGAAUGGCUAACGAAUGCAAAUUAUUCAAUUUAUUUUGAAACAUGUGCACCAGCGUAUUGUACAUACAGUGCAACACAACAGACAAAAUUUUUUGGUGCACUGACUCUUAUAAUCAGCCUUUAUGGUGGUCUCAUCCUUAUUUAUCGAUUAUUAACACCAAGUAUAAUUGAGAUUGUAAUGAAAGUUAAAAAUCGAUCAACUAACAAUCAUAAUAAUCGAAUACAUUUGCGAACAUGUCCACGAUAUUUUGUUGACUGGCUGAAACAAAUAAAUUUAUUUGCGACUAAUGCUGAUCGAACAGAAGAAAAUAUCGCACAAGAAAAGAUUAUUACACGUGUUCACUUAAUCUUAUUUUCAAGUGCGUUUAUUAUUAUUAUUUUAUCUACUUCACUGAAAAGUCAAACAGUGACAAAGAUUAUAUCAGAUCCAGCAUGGGAUGAUUAUAGUUAUCAUCAAUUAUCAUGUAUGAACAAACUGAAAUGUCCAUGUUCGUCGAUAACGACAUCUUAUGACAAAUUUAUCACAUUAUCUGUAAUUUUACAUCGUAUAUGUUCGAGUGAUUUUGUUACCGAACGUUGGCGUUCCAUUUUGAACAGCUUGCUUGUUUCUACCAAUGAGAACAAAGACUGGCUAAACCCUGCAAAGUCACAAUUUCAGUUUUUAUCGGACUUAUGUAUACUAGCUAAUAAAACGGUCAAUAAUGCUAUCGAGGGUUUUCUUAUGAACGACUUAAUUAGUUUGAAUGUUAUUGUCAAAGAUGACUUUAAUAAACAAUUCAAUGCAAUAUUGAUUGAAUUCUUUCGUUCAAUAACAGUUGAAUUUGCUGAACUUAUUAAAACAGUUCGCCUAGUCAUUCAAGUUGAUCAACCUUUUAAUUCUCAAUCAGCACCAAUCCAAGACAAAAGCUUAUUAAACUUGAUUGGAAAUGAAGUCAUAUCCGAAGAAGAUAAUCAAUUAUUGUUGAAGGUUGAUUUUGGUUUAAAUGCGUUUCCUAGCACAAAUACAAGUUCUCGCAAAUGCAUUUGUGCAACUAACAAAUACUGCCGGCGUUCACUUGUUCUCCAACAAAACGAGCAACAGGUAUUAUCUGGUAUACCUGCAUACGAUUAUGCAUUAUUAAACAAUGUCGAAGGUUGCUUUUCUAUUGAUUCACUUUUCUUAUCAACAGUUGAAUGUCUUCAUCUACAUUUCAAUUGUUCUACAAUUCUAAGAAAACUACUUAAAAGUUUCCACACGGGAUUGAUAAUAGAAAAUCCAUGGAAUGACGCUCGCCCAUUAGUUUAUGACGAAAAAUCAAGCAAGUUUCCACCAAAUAGUUCAAUCGAAGUAAUAGUUGAAAAUGUAAUGAUCGAAAAAUGGAAUUCAUCUAUAUCAUACGCGAGCUAUUAUAAGUCAUGUGCUCCAAAGUUUUGUACUUGUUCUAUUGAAAUUCGUGCAACUCUUAUCCAAAUUUUAACUACAAUAGUAUCUAUGAUCAGCGGAAUUACUCUUGCAUCGCAACUUCUUACGCCAUACCUGGUUAAAUUUGUACUUUCAUUAAAAGUAUUUAUAUUUACAAGACAAUCAACAGCACAUCUUCAAGUAACCCAAGUUCCUGUGAAAUUCUUCGAUAAAGUUAUUAAUAUCAUGAAAACAUUCUUCAAACAUCUAAACAAUGUAUUAAUCAAUCUGAAUAUAUUUCAUAAGCGAGAUUUUGGAACGGAUACUGAUCGAACAACUGCGAAAAGUAUUGGUCAAUGGGCCACUCGUAUCUACUUUAUUUUACUUGUCAGUGCACUUAUCGGCGUUGCUUUAUAUACAAUCACUGAACCAGAUACGCUAACAAAAGCAUUCAACGAGCCAACAUUCGAUUCAUAUAAUCAUCUAAAACAUAAGUAUGAUGAUAAAUUACGGUGUUCUUGUUUAUCAAUUAGUUCAACAUAUAAACAGUAUGUUACCAUUGUACCAAUAUUCCAUCAGAUUUGUAAGAGUCAAUUUAUUUCGGAGAAAUGGCGAGAUGAUCUCACGAGAGAUAUUUUUUCUAAUUUAUCUAUUUAUGAUAUAAAAGAUUAUCGUCGUUUUCUAUCGGCACAUUUACAAUUUCUUCAAGGAUUGUGUGAACUUUCUAUCGAAUCAGUAAAAACAUCAAUUGAUCAAUUUCUUAGCUCAUUCCUUGUUACUACUGAACUUUUGUCCGAAAGCGAAUUUCAAUCACGCAUUCAUUCGAAUAUUUACCAAAUGAAAUCCAAACCUAAGAAUAAAAUUGCUCAAAUACUUCAUUUAAUUCGAUAUAUCAACCAUGGAAAUGGAAUUAUUUCUACAUAUGGAACUAAUUUUCAAUAUGUUGGUACUCGGGAAGAAAGUGCCGACUUUUUUAUAAAAAUUAUAAGUGUAAUUUAUGAUAAUGAAUGUUCUUGUGCAAUGCAUCACAAUUGCACGACCCAAGCAAAAUUUCUGCAAACAAAUUCGACGGAAGCUACUUUAAUCGUAGGUUUGAAAAUGGGGUGUACACCAAGUGAGUCGUUACUUUCUUCUACACUUGAAUGUUUCUUUAACUCAUCAUGUAUCAAAUUAAUUCAAAAAUACGCUAGCAAUCAGAUGUCAAACGACUCAUUUGCUCCUCUGUCUACUACAAAUAUGAAACGGUUUUCUACCAACGCAACUGUAAAUGAACUUAUUAAUGAAUUGUUCGUUGAAGAUUUGAAUACAACAACAGAUUAUUUAUCUUAUUUUCAGCACUGCAAAAUUGAAUUUUGCUCAUAUACUUAUAUACAAAAGCUUAAUUCAUUCUACACAUUAACACUUUUGAUUGGUUUUCAAGGUGGUCUGACGAUUGUUCUUCGAUGGCUCACUCCUAAAUUAGUUAAAAUUAUACUUCAAGUCUAUCGGUAUCGAAAGAAACAAAGAAUUAUUGUUCAAUCUAACACUACUAUUCAGAUAGCAUCCAAUGAAUUAAAUAAUAGGAAUAUUUUAUGCAAAUCCACGUCGAAUUCAAUGAUUGCAAGAACAAUUCAAUCGACGGCGCAGUUUUCGUGCAAGAUUCUUUUAAAAUGGAUGCUGGCAGUAGUAAUAGUAAUAUUAACUCUAACGAUAUUUUCGAUCCUUUUUGCUCGAUAUCAAUUUACAAAAGAAACCACUACAAAACCAACAAAUAUGACAAAUUCUACUAUCAAUAAUAAUUGUUCGAUAAUAUUCCAAUCAAGAUCAAUUUGCAAUUGGAUUAUCUCACCAUCUGAUACUCAUAUACAUGUUGCUGAUAUGAAUGAUGAUUUGCACAAUGAUAUCAUUAUUUCAUCUUCUCAAUCAAAUGAAAUAUCUAUUUUAUUUGGAUUUAGUAAUGCAACAAUUGAAAAUAAAAAAAUAUCUCUGAAUACAACCAUACGUUUUCUACUUAUUGGCGAUUUUAACAAUGAUAAAUGUCUUGAUUUUGUGAUAAACAGCGGGAAUAACUUUAUCGAUGCUUAUUUGGGAAAUGGUAAUUAUGAAUACAGUUCACCGAUCAGUACUAUUCUUACAGAUUUUCAUAUUGAAAUAGUGAAGUUAGAUAUGGGUGAUUUCAAUCAUGAUAAUAUUUUAGACCUUGCGUGUUUAAAUUCUUUUGAUACGGUAAUUAUAAUGAUGGGAUCUGGUAACGGAUCUUUCCCUACACAAAAUGAGAUUCAUAUACCGGAUCUUGGGUCCAAAAUUUUUGCGAGUUCGUUUGCUAUCACUGAUGUCAACAAUGACAGUCAUCUCGAUAUAAUCACUACUGGUAUCUUCAUGAACCAGAUACGCGUCUUCGUACUUUUUGGAAAUGGUCAAGGAUUAUUUAACGUAAAGAUGUUUCCUACCCAAUACUCUUUUUUACCUAUUCAUUCAGUGAUUGUAAAUGAUUUCGAUAACGAUGCUCUAUCGGAUUUUAUUAUUUUUUAUGAAUGUAGACCUAUGAUUAAAUUAAUAAGUAAUAUCGACUAUCAACAACUAGAUCUAACGGUGGAAUAUAUUAUCGAUACUGGUUUGAUUAUGGCCCAUCCUAUUCGUAUAGUUGAUUUUGAUGGAGAUGGUUAUCAAGAUAUCAUUGGACAAAAUCCUAUAACGAAUGGUACAGUUGCACUUUUUGGAAAUGGAUAUAAAUUUUUUAAAAACAUGACCAUUUUUACCGGAGAAAAUCCCAUUGAAAGUCAUCCUUUUGCUGUGAACGAUUUAAACAGUGACAAUUAUAAAGAUAUAAUAAUGUAUAAUCCAUCUAAUCAAACUAUCGAUAUUAUUUUAAGCACAAAUAAAUGUUGA
Molecule: messenger RNA, 5208 nt
Organism: Adineta ricciae
Lineage: Eukaryota; Metazoa; Rotifera; Eurotatoria; Adinetida; Adinetidae
Source: the annotation of a GenBank genome assembly